This is a messenger RNA of Heterotrigona itama, 678 nucleotides long. Lineage: Eukaryota; Metazoa; Arthropoda; Insecta; Hymenoptera; Apidae. The record is from the annotation of a GenBank genome assembly.
UAUAUUAAUGAAAAAAAAAAAAAUACUGUAAAAAGACAUAAAUCCAUAUACAUAUCUAUAAUAUGUAUAUAGAUUUAGAAUAACGAAUGCAAUCACAGAAACAUGGCGCUGUGUUAUAUGAGCUCAAGAAAUGUUGCCAUAUCGAAACCAUUUUUCAUGGGAAGUACAAUUUGCGAAACUCAUGAUGAAAAAAACCUGCGCCUUAAAAGACCUAUGUCACCACAUUUGACUAUUUAUCAAAUUCAAUUAACGGCAUUCCUUUCAAUUACACAUCGUACAACAGGCAUAAUAUUAUCAACCUAUGCUAUGUUGCUUGGUUUUGGAACAUUACUUAUACCAGGUGGUAUUCCUUGCCUCAUAGAAAUAAUUACAAAUUUAGGUUUAUCAGCUCCUAUUCUUUUCGCGGGAAAAACCUUGAUUGCUUUUCCUGCUACAUUUCAUACAUUAAAUGGAUUCCGUCACUUGGCUUGGGAUUUAGGAAUGUUCCUCACAAUUAAGGAAGUGUAUAGCACUGGUUAUGCAGUAACGGCAUUAUCAGGAAUUUCCGCUCUUGCUCUUGCUGCAAUAUAAAUUUAGAUAAUUGUAUUAUCUUAGAACGAUAUAAUUUAUAUUGAAAAUUAAUUGUACUAUUAGAUCAAUGUGUUCUAUCUUGUAUUUUGGAAACUGUAUUAAAUUUAU